Prorocentrum cordatum is the source of this 1743-nucleotide messenger RNA. The record is from the annotation of a GenBank genome assembly. NCBI's taxonomy places the organism in Eukaryota, Dinophyceae, Prorocentrales, Prorocentraceae.
UGCGAGUAGUGGAGCGCGCUCGUGUAUCUUCGUGCCCUCUGGCGCGCCGGCCCCGCGACGGUUCCGACACUGCCCCGGAGGCGCCCAAGACGGCCCCAAAACGGCCGCGCGGUCGCGCGGCACGCGGCACGCAGCGCCACAGCAGGCACGGGUGCACACAGUAGUCGGCUGCAGCGCUGGGAUCGCCGCGUGCGCGAAGGGCGAGCAGCGGCAGCAGGCCACGUCGCUACCGAGCGAGAUGUUGGAGGCGAAGCUGGCGCCCGACGCAGCCUGAUGCAGGCCUGCGAUCAGCGCUCUGCUGCGGAGCGACGAUGCGACAAGCUGGUCAGCUACAGCGCUGGGGAACGGCGCGUGAGUUAGAGGUGUUCAGUGUUAGCGGGCUCUGGCGCUGUUUGGCGAGAUGUGGGGGGCGGUUUUGGGAUUAGGACGUUAUCAUAACUACAGUGCUGUGAUCAGCGGUUAAGUAAGGACGAGCAGUGGCAGCCGGCGCUGGCGCUGCUCAACGAGAUGCGGGAGGGUGUGCUGGAGCCUAAUGCCAUCACCAAUUGCAGCGCUCGGGUCAGCGCGAGCCAGAAGGGCAAUCACUGGCAGCAGGCUCUGUUGCUGCUCAGCGAGACCUGGAAGGUGAAGUCGGACCCGACGUCAUCAGUAACAGCGUUGGGACCAGCGCGUGCGACAAGGGCUAUCAGUGGCAGCGUAGGUUAGCGUUGCUCAGCCAGAUGCGUGAGGCAAUAUUGGAGCCCAGCGUCAUUUAUUCCCGCGACGGGAUCAGCAGGUUCGAGAAGGGCGAGCAGUUGCAGCAGUCCUUCUCGCUGCUCUGCACGACGUGGAAUGCAAAACUGAAGCCCGACGUCAUUAGCUACAGCGCUGGGAUCUGCGCGGGCAGGAAGAGCGACCAGCGGCAGCGCUCAGGGAGACGUGGAGGCGAAACUGGAGCCCGCCGUUGUCAAUUACAAAGCUGGGAUUCGGGCUCGGACCUUGCUGAGGAAGAUGUGGGAGGCGAAGUUGAAGCCGAACAACCUCAGCUUCAGCGCUGGCAUUGGUGCGUGUGUGAAAAUGCGAACAGGGGCAGCGGGCUCAGACGCUGCCCAGCGAGAUGUAAGAUCUGCAUCUGGGGGGCCCGUAUCAUCUCUCCUACAUGGCCAGCGGAAGCGUGUGCGAGAAUCUCUCCAGGCCUCACGUGCACAAAAUCGCCCCUUGACGGCGCCACCACGGGGCCGAAUCGCUCAGGCCGAAGCCAGAGACGCGUCUAGACGAGCCGCGGCAAACGAAAUCAUUGAUUCUUCUAUGGUUUCUGAAAGAUUUCCACCUUCUCGCCAUUUCGAGCGAAGACAGGCCCAAGACGGCCUUCUCGAGCCAAGACUGGCCCAAGAUGACGUGGACGAAGUCCACGGGUUCGCCCUAGUCAGCUACAAUGCUGGAGUCAGCGCGUGCGAAAGAUGCAAGCGGCAUUGGGCGAUGUCGCUGCUGUGAGCUCAAUGGCACCGCGUGUAAGAAAAGCGGGAAGAUGCUGCGGGUUUGGUGCUGCUCAGCGAGGUGGGGGAGGCGAGGCUGGAGCCCAACGCCAUCAGCGAAAACGCUGGGAGCAGCUCGCGCGAGACGGGCGCACACUGGCCGCCCGUUGUUCUUGCGCUGCUGAGCAAGAUGCGGAAGGCGUACCUUCAAGGGGAUAAAAAAAACGCCCCUACCCUGGUUUACGAGGCGCUGUGCGCUGACCCUCCUGUGGGGUGACAGGGUAAACCC